Molecule: messenger RNA, 678 nt
Organism: Mycena indigotica
Lineage: Eukaryota; Fungi; Basidiomycota; Agaricomycetes; Agaricales; Mycenaceae
Exons: 4
Coding region: 37-678 (213 amino acids)
Source: RefSeq, a predicted model, not a curated record
AAUAAAGUAACUCACACAGAAACCAUACCGUCCGCAAUGGAUCUAGCAUCUGAUCUAGCUGAACUUGCUUCGUUGGCGAUGCCGAACCAAUCUCCAAAAGCUGUCUCAUACUCGGACAAAGAACUAGAGCAAGCUGGUCUCCUUGGUGAAGACGUUUCCCCGCUCGUGAAGGACAUCCUGCAAGAGAUGAGGGAAAAGCCGGGUCAGCUGAAUUUCUCGCUGUUUGCCCUGCAAUGCGCCAACAAAACUUACAAGUGGAGGAAGGCUUCCGCUUCCGUCUCCGCCUCCCCCCCCCCCGAAUCCAUCUGUGGGAUUACUGGCGCCAACGAUGACCACCCAGACCUUAUAUACCGCUCCGACGCCCUCACCAACCCGUCCCCUCAUACCCAAGGCGGGCUAAAAGCUGCUUGUGGCGUAUGGAACACCCGGCUCAACGAAGUCUGGCACAUCGUGCUUCCCCAGAUCUGUGACCUCGUCGUUGCAAAUGGGAUCGAUUAUACGAGCAUCAGCGCAGCGCAUUUCGGUGGUCCGCCGGUCGUCUGGGUAGCGGUUUCUCCUGGCUCAGUUUCUUCCGACAAGGCCCAUGAUGUAUCAGAGCUCAUUUUAGCUGUUCUCCGCGAGAAUGGAGACGAGGACACCACUGUCGAAUGGACAGAAGCAGUCUCGUUUUUUUUAUAA